AUGGCAUCUUGGUCCUCUUGGAACACCUUAUGCCUGACCGUUGACUUCAUCAAGGAAGACCUCAGUGAUGUUGUGUCACUCUUCCUCCUCACAGCAUUUAGUCUGUCAGACUUCUUCAGCAAUGUCACCCAGCUUCCCUCCAUAAAUCUGACUGGCAACGGACUUUCUUCCAUCGACCAGCAUGCCUUUCGUGGUUUGCACAAUCUGACUCAUAUAACUCUCGACAAGAACAAUCUAGAUUUCAACUCCGUGCGACCAGUUCUGAAUGUAUCUUCGUUAAUUCAUUUGCGACUGUGCAAGAACUACAAAGUUACCUACAUUCCUGACAACAUAUUCUUGGAGUUUUCAUUACCACGCUUGCGGGAGUUGAUUAUUUCUGGAAGCAGUUUGCGAGUUUUAAAUAUGAGUGUUUUCAAACCGCUUAAGAAGCUCGUUACUCUGGACGUGGGUAACAGUGAUAUACAGAGAAUUGUGGGAGACAUUUUACCUUUGCUAAAUUAUCUCUUCCUCAACAAUAAUAACAUUCAAGAUGACUUCAUGCAGACGUGUUCCAAUACAAACGAGUCGCUUUAUCCAAUGCUACGCUAUCUCAGUCUAAAGAAUAACAAUAUUUAUAGCGUAGACCGGAAUGUUUGCCUGCCUAACUUAGAACAUUUAGACCUUGGACAUAACACAUUGCACCUCUUAAAGACGGGUGGUUUCUUGAGCCUUCGAAAGCUUCGAUUGCUUAGUUUGUCAGAUUUACGACUUAAAGAAAUCCAACCUCUUGCUUUCGCAAGCGACUCCCUGGAAACUGUGUACAUGUCAAGCAGCGACAUUGAUUUUUCUAGCGAUUCAAUCAGUGCGCAAAUGUUUCAUCAUUGCCCCAAACUUUCCUUUAUUAUACUUAAUAACAAUAAUUUUUCCAAUGUCACCGACGCAAAAUUUCAAGAACUUUUUCAUCGUAUGCCCAUGCUUACAACGGUCUACCUGGGUUAUUUAAAGAUCAAAACGAUCACAUCUGCUACAUUUAAAGGUCUGUCCCAUGUUAAGGAGUUGAAUUUGUAUUCAAACGCCAUCGAAGAUCUUCCAGACGGCGUCUUCGACCUUCUCGUCAACUUGACGAUCCUUCGUCUUGACCACAAUCGUCUGUCAGAGAUAAGGGAGACUACCUUCAGUGUCAGCACUCGCCAACGCCUUCACCUACUGGAUCUGAGCAACAAUCCCUACCUGUGCACGUGCAAUGUUCAGUGGUUCAGAUCCUGGCUGAUGGACGAAAGACAAAAGUUUGUCAAGUUUCCCACAGGUUAUGUGUGCGCACCUUUCUCAUCCAGCAGUAAACAAGUUGGAAAAACAACUAUCAUGGCGGAUGUCCGUGAGGCCGGCAAGUACAAUAACAAAUUGUCUGAUUUUCCUCAGCGUAAACCGCAGCCGAUCUCACGACAUUUCCAAAAUGUAUUUCACCAGCAGCACCAGCAGCCCGUAGACUCAGCUCACAAUGAAACAUCAGUUUCUAAAUCACGAGGCCACGUCUUUCUACCACCUGUCCACUCUACCGUUUACCUAUCUGAUUUCUUUCUGAGCGAUCAAGCGUGUCUGUUGAGCCAGUCCACCAGUCUGUUGACGGCAGUUCUGGCGGCAGUGCUGGUGGUGUUCAUGCUGACCUUCCUGGUGCUGUACAAGUACCGCUGGCACAUUCGCCUGGCGCUGUACGAGGCUUUUCGAGGAAACCCGCAACGACGACAACAACAACCUGAACGCGAGUACGAGUAUGAUGUGUUUGUGUCGUACGCCAACGAGGACGUGGACUGGGUGAGACAGGAACUCAUACCGACACUGGAAGGGAGACACGGGCUGAGGCUGUGCGUCCACCAGCGAGACUUCCCUGUCGGCGGCAACAUCAUCGACAACAUCAGCACCUGUGUGCACGCGUCCAAGCGUGUCCUCUUUGUGUUGUCGCCGCACUUCGCCAGGAGCCGCUGGUGUCAGUUUGAACUGGUGUUCUGUCAAAACUACGUCAUGGAACGCGAUGACGUCCUGGUGCUGACGCUGCUGGCGCCCAUUAGCGGUCGUGACAUGACUGACGCCAUCUCCGCCAUGUUUAAGACGACGACUUACCUGGCGUGGGGCGAGGAAGACGACGCGAGAAACGCUUUCUGGGGUCGUCUGGUGCUGGCUUUCCACGACAUUGUGCCUCGACAGGUGGCGUGAGUAGUAACAACGAGAUGAAAGACUUCAGCAGACACUGUUGUGUUCUUUUGACAACAUCCGUGUAUUAUACAUAUUAGGCGUUCUGCUUGCUGUCUUUGUAAAACUUUCUAGCAACAGCUGUACCACCUUGUUUCAUGGCUCGUGUCGCGUACUGUCUGAACUUUGACCCCUUACGUCUCGGUGGGACAUAGCGAUUGUAAUAACAGAGUAACAUAUUAAAACCUUGAUUACUUUUAUUUUUACUUCUUGAUUUAUUUACCAAGGCUUUCUAUAGCGAGGUUGCUUUGUACAUGUGCUAAAAUGAUUGAACUCUGUUUUAAACUGAAUAUGGAAAAAUCUUACUUGACGUAUUGUUAUAGGUAAACCAUUGGUUGCUGUUUUUUAUGCUGUAAAGAUGCAAAACAAUUUUAAGUAACUGGACUGCUGGAGCACUUGUACAUACAUCCUAAGUUUUGAUGAAC
Molecule: messenger RNA, 2651 nt
Organism: Pomacea canaliculata
Lineage: Eukaryota; Metazoa; Mollusca; Gastropoda; Architaenioglossa; Ampullariidae
Product: toll-like receptor Tollo
Exons: 3
Coding region: 1-2190 (729 amino acids)
Biological process (GO): immune response; toll-like receptor signaling pathway
Cellular component (GO): membrane
Molecular function (GO): transmembrane signaling receptor activity; protein binding
Source: RefSeq, a predicted model, not a curated record